GUAAAAAUGUCUUUGGGAUGGGGACCUUGACACAAAUGUAAAUACAACCGUAUAACAGGUUGAAAGCGCUCAACCCUGCUCGCAUCGAUGCAUCUUGGCUCGUCUACUUGAGUCUAGCGGAGUCUGUGGCUAACUUUAGCCGUUAGCUGUAGUUAGCCGUCAGAUAGGUUUCCUCCAGGGUGAACUUGUGUCAGUGGCACACCCAUGCACCAGCGCUGUGUGUGUGGCACAGGAUGUUAGGAUGGAGUGUGGCUCUGCUCUGCCAGACAGCCUGGUGUUGGAGAUCUUUCUGCAUCUGCCUCACGAUGCCGUGCUGAGAGCAGGUCUGACCUGCCGCCAGUGGCUGGCUGUGUCCAGAGAUGAGUUCCUGUGGAGGGAGCUGUUCUACAGCUACUACAGAAUUCCCCGCUGUGUCCCCAGACACCCAGCGGCGGUGUCCUGGUUCCGUGAAUUCCAGCGUCUGUUUGACUGUAUACCAUGUGUGGAGGUGCAGACGCUGAAGGAGCACAGCGACCAGGUCCUUCACCUGGCCUUCUCUCACCAGGGCCACCGCUUCUCUUCCUGCUCCAAGGACUGCACAGUCAAGCUGUGGGACACGGAGCGACCGGAUGGGUAUAUCUCUCUGGUGCACAGUACCAGCAUGCGGCAGUUCAACUGGGGUUACACCCAGUUCUCCCAGUUCAACGCCGAUGACAGUCUCCUGCUGGUGUCGGGCGUCUACCUGGGUCCUCACCACUCUUCCUCUGGGGAAAUCGCUGUCAUCAGCCUGGAGAACUACACACUCCUGUCACGUGUGAGGAACAAGCCGUAUGAUGUGUUUGGCUGCUGGCUGAACGAGACCCACCUUAUCUCGGGGAACCUGCACUGGAUCGGCAACAUGACGUCCUGCUCGGUUCUCUGGCUCAACAAAGCUUUUCAGGAUAUUGAGUCUGAAAACGUCAACGUGGUGAAGCGACUGUUCAAGAUCCAGAACGUGAACGCCAGCACCAUCCGCACCGUGAUGGUGGCCCACUGCCGUCGCCAUGACAACCCCGACCUGCUGCUGGACUACGACGCUCAGUCUCGUGCUCGACAGCAGAACGGGAAGACGCAUCAACCGCUCCUCUUCGACGUGGGAGCGUCUGGCAGCGAGGAGGAAGACGAGGACGAAGCGCUGCACAGAGAGGCCAACGGCCGUUGCUUCCCCUGCCCACGUUCAGCGCAGCCCACCAUGUCCGGGCUGGACCACAUCAUACAGAGUCGGAAAACCGUGGCGCCCACGGAGUUGGCCAUCGAGACGCAGGUGGCUAGGAUGAUGGGGGAGGUCCACACCAAAGCCCCGGAGGCGGACCUGAAUGAGCCCUCCAGCUCGGAUGAUGGAGAAGACAAGACCUACUUACUCUUCACCACCGGCAGCCUCACAUACUCCCCUCACCAGAUCGGAAUCAAGCGGAUCAAACCCGACCAAAUGACGACGUCUGGCCCGGUGCUCUGUGAAGAGCGGAGCUCGGUCGAGUUCUUCGACUCGCUGGAUCAUGUCAUUGAUAUUCACGGCCACAUCAUUGGGAUGGGCCUGUCCCCCGACCACCGGUACCUGUACGUGAACAGUCGCGCCUGGCCGUCGGGCUGCGUGAUCUCCGACCCCAUGUCCCCGCCUCCCAUCGCCGAGGAGAUCGACUUGCAUGUCAUCGACCUGAAGAGUUUGAGAGAAGAGCGCCGAAGCUUGCGAGCUCACCGAGCCUUCACGCCCAACGACGAGUGCUUUUUCAUCUUCCUGGAUGUCAGCAGGGACUUUGUAGCCAGCGGAGCCGAGGACAAGCACGGCUACAUCUGGGACCGUCACUACAACAUCUGCCUGGCUCGCCUGGCGCACGACGAUGUGGUCAACUCUGUGGCAUUCAGUCCCGCUGACCAGGAGCUACUGCUGUCCGCCAGCGACGACUCCACCAUCAAGGUGUGGAGGUCUCCACGCAUGGUCCGCCUGGUGCAGACCCCGGCCCGUCCACCCAGACCCCGGAACCUACUGUCGAACUGGCUCAGCCGUGGCAAGAAUUCGGUGUCUGCUGUCAACGGGAAACCCUGAGUUUCCAGAGUGAGGGUUCUCGAGUCCAUGCGCCCAGUGUCGAUGAGCAGCGGGGUCCUGCUGUGUGUCUUCAGAUGACUGAAUGAUGGAUCAUGAUUCACCACUGAAGCUUUUGAUCUGGAUGCACAUCAGGCCAGGACAGGCUCAGACGCAAGAAGCACAGCCGCUAAUUAAAAAAAACAAAACAAAAAACACAUCCCCUGCAGGACUAGAAAUCCACCCGUCUUCGCCGCCUCUCUCUACUGCAAACUGAUUCAGGGCCUGCUGCAGUCACAGACGACAGACCUCAGUUAGCUCUUUCUUUGAACGUGAAGUCCUCAGUGUUCGUUCUCUGCGGAGUUGAAUUCGGCAAAUUGACUUCUUCCCCAUGAACACACUUUUCGUGAUGUUAAAGUUGAGCUGCCUUCUUCAAUCGUGAAACAUGUGGGUGUAAUAUAAACAACUGUUUUUUUCUUUCUUUUUUUUUUUGCAGAGAAAGAAGGCCACAAAGGGAAUAAAGUAUUUUUUUAAGCUGCAGGCCAACUUUGUUUCUUAGCAUAUCUAACUCCCUUAGAUGAUUUUAACAUCCAAAAUAUUUAUGUGGAUUUGUUCAGAUAUUUAAUCUAGAGUUGUUAAAGAAAGGUGAACGCAUGAGCGCACUUGUGUUGCACUUGUUACUAAAUGUGUUCAAAAUCUGACCUGUUGUCUUUUUAACCGUGUGUAGCACAACAGGUGACCUGUUGAGUUAAUCGACUGUAUUCAUAUGUGUCUGAAGAGGAAACGUCUGCAGUUUUUUUUUAAAUUAAAUUGCAUUUUCUGUCUCUUCAUUGCCUCUUAUUGUUGUUUUUAUUGAUCUUGCUCUUUUUCAGUGUUUCUCCACGAUCCCUGUUCCUCUGUUCCUCAUCUCAUUCUGUCCUGAAAUGAAGUCCAACCUGUCCUGAGUGUGUGUCGUCUUCCUUCAACCUCCAUUCCGUCUGUCAUUUCUACCCAGGUAUCAGAAGCUUCGCUUCUUUAAAAAAAGGCCACAAAAGGACCACAGACCAUUUGAGAGCUGUUUUCACGUCCAAAUCCUCAUGAACUAGUGACAAAAAAAGAAGUGUGUGAGUUGGACUGAUUGUUUCGUUUGAUGUUAUGUUCUGAUAAAAAAUAUCGGGGAGGAAAUGUUGUAAAUGGAUUCGUAAGUCGUUCGCUAUAAACCA
Synchiropus splendidus (mandarinfish) is the source of this 3240-nucleotide messenger RNA. RefSeq names its product F-box and WD repeat domain containing 5 (gene fbxw5). NCBI's taxonomy places the organism in Eukaryota, Metazoa, Chordata, Actinopteri, Syngnathiformes, Callionymidae. Gene Ontology annotation, cellular component: SCF ubiquitin ligase complex; Cul4-RING E3 ubiquitin ligase complex. Gene Ontology annotation, biological process: protein ubiquitination. The transcript is spliced from 10 exons. Gene Ontology annotation, molecular function: protein binding. The record is from RefSeq and is a predicted model, not a curated record. Bases 242 to 2062 code for a protein of 606 amino acids.